UUUAGUCGAGUGCUGUCCGCCAUAAGGCUUGCGAAGCGCGUAAAACAUUAAUAUCGUAUAUAUCGUGUGAAUAAUUAUAACAUUUUGAAAGAUAAUUUUAUCUUCAUAUUAUUUUUGAAAGAAAUUAUUUCAAAAUGUACUUCUUGUAUUCCCUCCUUGAAGAGAGGAAUGUUCUAAAUUCUCGUAUUUCACGGUCAAAUGCGAUCAUUUGCGGAUAGCAUUUAUUUGCGAACAAAGAAAAUGUAAUUUGUCGAGAGUUUUAUCGACGAGUAAAAGGAGUUUUAUGAGUGAUACAACAAUUUAUCAUUUACUGCAAACGUUGCUCGAGAUAAUUGGUGAAAAGCUGCAGGAUACAAUGGAACCUUAUGAAAUAUUGUGCGGCAUUGCUGCGAUAUGUCUCGCUAUGUAUUAUUACUUGACAUCGACCUACGACUUUUGGAAAUCGCGUGGAGUUCGUGGUCCACAACCGAUACUGGGUUUCGGUAAUUUUAAAGAUGUUAUGUUUACUACAAAAUCCAUUGGUGACUACUCAACGGAUAUAUAUAACGAGUACAAAGAUGAAUCCAUGAUUGGAAUAUUCGCUAGAAAAACACCAAUUCUUAUUGUAAAAGAUCCUGAGUUAAUUAAGGAUAUUCUCAUCAAAGAUUUUUCUAAAUUCGCCGACAGAGGAUUUCCUGUUAGCGAAAAAGCUGAUCCAUUGUCGCAACAUCUUUUCGCUUUGGAGCCUAAAAGAUGGCGACCUUUAAGAACAAGAUUGUCGCCCGUUUUUACAUCCGGUAAAUUAAAGGACAUGUUCUCUUUAAUGUCGGAAUGCGCCGAUCAUCUUGAACAAUAUAUAGAUAAAAUAGUGAAUAAGAACGAGCCGAUAGAAUGUCGCGAAUUGACGGCCAAAUAUACGACCGAUGUAAUCGGUAAUUGCGUUUUCGGUAUUCAGAUGAACGCUUUGUCGGACGAAGACAGCGAAUUUCGCAGAAUGGGAAGAUUAGCUUUCACACCAACGUGGAAAAAUAUUCUACGAAUGAGAAUAAGACAAAUCAUGCCACGAUUCGACGAAUUGUUAAGUUAUAUCAUACCACAAUCAGAAGUCACCAAAUUUUUCAUACGCGUUGUUAUAGAUACCAUGAACUAUAGAGAAACGAAUAAUGUUAUUAGGCACGAUUUCAUUGAUCUACUUCGUGAAUUAAAAAAACAUCCAGAGAAAGUGGGAGAUAUCAAACUGACCGAAAGCUUGAUAGCCUCUCAAGCAUUCGUGUUUUUCCUGGCCGGUUUUGAAACUUCGUCAACGACCAUAAGCCAUGCACUCUAUGAAUUGGCAUUAAAUCAAGAUGUACAAGAGAAAUUACGUAAGGAAAUUGACGAAGAGUACACUAAGAAUGGUAACAAUUUAAUAUACGAGAAUGUAAAGAAGAUGAAUUACUUGGACAAAGUUUUUAACGAGACAUUACGAAAAUAUCCACCAGUGACAAUUUUUAUGAGAAAAUCAAUGUCAAGUUAUACUUUCGAGAAUACCAUAGUCAAUAUACCAAAAGAUCAGAAGAUAUGGAUUCCGAUUUUUGCGAUUCAUCGGGAUCCAAAUAUUUAUCCAAAGCCAGAUAUAUUUGAUCCAGAAAGGUUUGCUGAAGAAGCAGUGCAAACUAGACAUCCGAUGCAUUUUCUACCUUUUGGUGAUGGACCAAGAAAUUGCAUCGGUUCCCGUUUUGCUAUUUAUCAGACCAAGAUUGGUCUUAUAAAAAUUCUACGAAAUUUUAAAGUCGAAACUUGUGAUAAAACGCAAAUACCCUACGUAACUGAUCCUAGAGCGUUUCUAUUAGCUCCGAAUGGUGGAAUACAUUUGAAAAUAAUUAAAAUCAAUCGAAAAUUUAUAAUAGUACGCAUCAAGUUUUUGUUCUUAACGCAUAAUCUUGAAACAAAUCAUUUAAUUCCAAACUAUACACAAACAUUGCUCGAGAUAAUUGAUCAACAGCUGCAAGAUAUAAUGGGGCCUUUUGAAAUAUUGUGCGGCAUUGCUGCAAUAUGUCUCGCUAUGUAUUAUUAUUUGACAUCGACCUAUGACUUUUGGAAAUCACGUGGCAUUCGCGGUCCACAACCGAUACCGGGUUUCGGUAAUUUUAAAGAUGUCAUGCUUAAUACAAAAUUCCUUGGUGACUACUUGAAGGAUAUGUAUAACGAGUACAAAGAUGAAUCCAUGUUUGGAAUAUUCGCUAGAAAAACACCAAUUCUUAUUGUAAAAGAUCCUGAGUUAAUUAAGGAUAUUCUCAUCAAAGAUUUUUCUAAAUUCGCCGACAGAGGAUUUCCUGUUAGCGAAAAAGCUGAUCCAUUGUCGCAACAUCUUUUCGCUUUGGAGCCUAAAAGAUGGCGACCUUUAAGAACACGAUUGUCGCCCGUUUUUACAUCCGGUAAAUUAAAAGAGAUGUUCUCUUUAAUGUCGGAAUGCGCCGAUCAUCUUGAACAAUAUAUAGAUAAAAUAGUGAAAAAGAACGAGCCGAUAGAAUGUCGCGAAUUGACCGCCAAAUACACGACCGAUGUAAUUGGUAAUUGCGUUUUUGGCAUUGAAAUGAACGCUUUAUCAGACGAAGAAAGCGAAUUUCGCAGGAUGGGAAGAUUAGCUUUCACACCAACGUGGAGGAAUAUGCUACGAAUAAGACUAAGACAACUCAUGCCACGGUUCUACGAGUUGUUAAGUUAUAUCAUACCACAAUCAGAAGUCACCAAAUUUUUCAUACGCGUUGUUGUAGAUACCAUGAACUAUAGAGAAACGAAUAAUGUUAUUAGGCACGAUUUCAUUGAUCUACUUCGUGAAUUAAAAAAACAUCCAGAGAAAGUGGGAGAUAUCAAAAUGACCGAAAGCUUAAUAGCUUCUCAAGCAUUCGUAUUUUUCCUGGCCGGCUUUGAAACUUCAUCAACGACCAUAAGUCAUGCACUCUAUGAAUUGGCAAUAAAUCAAAAUAUACAAGACAAGUUACGUGAGGAAAUUGACGAAGAGUACACUAAGAAUGGUAGCAAUUUAAUAUACGAAAACGUAAAGAAGAUGAAUUAUUUGGACAAAGUUUUCAAAGAGACUUUGCGAAAAUAUCCGCCAGCAACAGUUCUUAUGAGACAAACGACAACAAGUUACACUUUUGAGGAUACCACAGUUAAUAUACCGAAAGACCAAAAGGUAUGGAUUCCGAUUUUCGCGAUUCAACGGGAUCCGAAUAUUUAUCCGAAGCCAGAUAUAUUUGAUCCAGAAAGAUUUACUGAAGAAGCAGAACGAACCAGGCAUCCGAUGCAUUUUCUACCUUUUGGUGAUGGACCAAGAAAUUGCAUCGGUUCCCGCUUUGCUAUUUAUCAGACCAAGAUUGGUCUUAUAAAAAUACUACGAAAUUUUAAAGUCGAAACUUGUGAUAAAACACAAAUACCCUACGUGAUUGAUCCUAAAGCGUUUCUAUUAGCUCCAAAGGAUGGAAUAUAUUUGAAAAUAAUUAAAGUUAAUCGAACUUAA
This is a messenger RNA of Nylanderia fulva, 3481 nucleotides long. Its product is annotated as putative cytochrome P450 6a13. Gene Ontology annotation, molecular function: oxidoreductase activity, acting on paired donors, with incorporation or reduction of molecular oxygen; monooxygenase activity; heme binding. Lineage: Eukaryota; Metazoa; Arthropoda; Insecta; Hymenoptera; Formicidae. The record is from RefSeq and is a predicted model, not a curated record.